AUGAAUUCGAUUUUACAUACAUGUACACAUUCCAAUGAUGAUACAUUCUCAAGGUUAACAGAUGAUCAAAUGUAUGCUGCAAUCUUUUCUUAUAUUGAGCAUUUAUUUGAAAUCAUUAAGCCACAUAAGGUGUUUUAUAUGGCUAUUGAUGGGGUCGCCCCAAGAGCAAAAAUGAAUCAACAAAGAGCUCGUAGAUUCAGAACUGCAUUUGAAGCAGAAGAAAACAUGAAAAAUGCUAUUGAAAAAGGUCUUGAAAUCCCUAAAGAUGAUCCAUUUGAUUCUAAUGCGAUCACACCUGGUACUGAAUUUAUGGCUAAGUUAACCGAUAACUUAAAGUAUUUUAUUCAUAAAAAAAUAUCUGAGGAUUCCAGAUGGGCCAACGUGAAAAUUAUCUUGAGUGGCCACGAAGUUCCAGGUGAAGGUGAGCAUAAAAUUAUGGAAUAUAUUAGAACAAUGAAGAAUCAACCGAACCAUGAUCCAAAUUCAAGGCAUUGUAUUUACGGUUUAGAUGCUGAUUUAAUCAUGUUAGGAUUAGUGUCCCAUUAUCCACAUUUUGCUUUAUUGAGGGAAGAAGUUACUUUUGGACCAAGAGGUCAAAAACAGAGUAAUGAGUUAACUGAUCAAAAUUUCUACUUAUUACAUUUAUCCUUAUUAAGAGAAUAUUUGUCAUUAGAAUUCCAGACUUUGGAUAAUCAAUUAAGCUUUGAAUAUAAUUUCGAAAGAGUGUUGGAUGACUUUAUCUUAAUCAUGUAUGUCAUCGGUAAUGACUUUUUACCCAAUUUGCCGGACCUAUUUAUAAAUAAAGGGGCAUUUCCGUUAUUAUUGGAAACAUUCAAACAAACAUUACAACAAUCAGAUGGUUAUUUGAACGAAAAUGGUACAAUUAAUUUGAAGAGAUUAAAUAUCUGGCUUAAUUCUCUUUCGGAGCUUGAAUUAGAAAAUUUCGAAAAGCAAGAUGUUGAUGUUGAAUGGUUCAAUAAAAGGUUAGAGGAUAUUUCAAUUACUGGUGAGAAGAAAAGAGAGCGCAUGGGUAAAUUGUUAAUAUUAAAAGAUCAAAAGAAGUUAGUUGGUAUGAUAAAACCAUGGCUAUUAGAAAAUUCUUCGAAAAAAGUUGAAGAAUUAGUUGCAUUAGCCAACGAAGAUAAAUUACCUCAGUUACAACUUCCAACUGAUGAAGCAACUAAGGACCUUGAGUUUUUGAAGACAUUUGCGUUAGAUGCUGGUAUUGUCAUAAUUCAUUCUAAAUCGGAAGAUACUUAUACAGUUAAAUUAGAUAUUGAUGGAUUAUCACCUUACGAAACUGAAGAAGAACAGAAUGAAAGAUUUAAUGAGCUUAGAAAAAUUAUUAAAAAAUACCAGUCGGCAAAUUUAUUUGAAACUGAUGAAAUAUUAAAGGAUUCCAAGAAUAUUUAUGAUACGAAGUUUAUGAACUGGAAAGAUAAGUAUUAUAAGGAAAAGUUACAUUUUUCAAUUUAUGAGACAGAUAAGAUGAUUGAGUUCACUCAGCAUUAUUUAGAAGGUUUACAAUGGGUUUUGUAUUAUUAUUAUAAGGGAUGUCCAUCUUGGAACUGGUACUUUAGAUAUCAUUAUUCUCCAAGGAUAUCCGAUAUAUCGAUUGGAUUGAAUGAAUUUUUAAAGACAAAUACAGGUAUAACUUUUGAAAAGUCGAAACCUUUCAAGCCAUUCGAACAAUUGAUGGCAGUUUUACCGGCCAGAUCGAGAAAAUUAAUGCCAUCAGUUUACAGGCCACUCAUGACAGAACCUCAUUCCCCAAUAAUUGAUUUUUAUCCUCAUGAAGUUGAUAUUGAUAUGAAUGGGAAAAGUGCUCCUUGGGAAGCGGUGGUUUUAUUGUCAUUUGUUGAUGAAAAUAGGUUGAUCGAUGCUUUAAGACCAAUUGAAGCACAACUAUCUCCAGAGGAGCUGAGAAGAAAUAGUAUUGGUAAUGACAUAGAAUUUAUCUUUAACCCACAAAUUGACUAUAUUUAUCCUACACCAUUGCCAGGGUAUUUCCAUGACAUUGAGCAUGAUAAGUGUAUCGAGGAGUCAUUCUUAUUGCCAAAAGUUGAAGGUGAGGUCAAGAUUGAGUUGGGAGAAAACGCGUUGUUAGGUAAGGAAUCAUUAGCUGGUUUUCCUACUUUGGAAACUAUUCCAUUUAGUUCAGAAUUGUCCUUACAUGAAGUCAAGGUAUUCCAGAAUCCAUCAAGAUCAGAAUCAAUGAUCUUGAGUCUAGAAAAUAUGUGGAACGAUUUAUCAAUUUAUCAAUUUAGUCAAAAAUUUAUUAGUAAGGUCGUCUAUACCAAAUGGCCAUUUUUGAGAGAAUCAAGAGUUGUUUCAAUUAUGGAUAAAGAAUUCAAGUAUGAAUCUAUGAAGGUGCAAAAUUCUAGAAAGGUUGUAUCGACUCCAUUAACUCCAGACGAAUCGAAGUCAUUUUAUCAAACAGCAAGAUCUAUUUCAGAUAAUUACGAGAAGACUAAGGGUAUUAAAUUAGGGGAUAUCGAAGGAUUAGCAUAUGUUCAACCAGUUACAGGUUUAAUUCGUAACGAAAAAGGAGCAUACGUCAAAACGUUUUCAAAGGAAACUGAAAUUUACCCAAUUCAAUUAAUUGUAGAAGAGGUGAUUAAUGAAGACACUAGAUUUGCAACAAGACCACCGUUACCUAUUGAUGAAGAAUUUCCACUUGAAUCUCAAAUUGUAUUUUUGGGUGCUUUUGCAUAUGGUACACCAGCCACAGUUGCAGGCUACACUGGUAAUGAUAAGGUCAAUGUUAAAAUUUCAAAAAUCCCAUCAACAAACGAACCAAAUAUUGGUAAAAGAAGAUUGGAUAUUGAAAGUAAGGAAAUUAGAUAUUUGCCGUCCUUUGAAGUUUCUAAGAAAUUGAGAUUGAAUGCAUUAUUUAUGUCUAAGAUCACUUCUGGUUAUAUGCUUGAAAAUGAUUUUAAUAAUAAGAGACGUGUUAAUAUUGGUUUGGAAUUAAAGUUUGAAGGUCGUCGUCAAAAAGUUUUAGGCUUCACAAGAAAGAAUGGUAAAGUAUGGGAAUUUUCUCCAUUAGCAAUUCAGUUGAUUUCUGAUUAUCGCUCUAAGUUUCCAAAAUUAUUCAAAUCAUUACAAGAAAUUGAUCAAAAGGCCAUUCCAAAGGCUUCUACAGUUUUGAAUACUGAAAGUGAAUUACAGGACGUAACAAAAUGGUUAAAGGAAGUUAAGGCUCAAUUACUGAAAGUAUCCUUAGAAUCUGAAUCUUUUACAAAAUUCAGUUUUGAAGCAAUUGAAAGUUACAUGGAACAUUAUAUUGGACAAGCCGUUCCAUAUACGAACAAGGAUAUUAAAGGUGUACCAAAGAGUGCAGUUUUAGAUCCAAGUGAGUCGUAUCAAUUAUUGAGUACUCAGAGGUUUGAACUAGGCGAUAGAGUUAUAUAUGUUCAAAAGUCUGGUAAAGUUCCUUAUUUAUCAAAGGGUAUAAUUGCUUCCAUUACAUCGUUUGGAACUAAAAACUCGUUGGGUGUGAUUUUUGAUUAUCCAUUGAUGAGCGGUAAUAAUAUGAAUGGCAAAUUGAAGACUAACAGGGGUUUAAUUGUCGAUUCAUCUUUAGUAUUGAAUUUGACUAAUAAGCAAUUGGUGUAUCAUAGUAAAGCUUCGAAACAGAAAUCGAAACCAUUGGGUGAUAACGAGAAGAAGCAGAGAUCGAAGGAAAUAGCUCUUGCAAAGAAACAAAAACAAGAAUUAGAAAAUGCAAAGAAGCAAGCUAAUUCCGAAAAAACUAAUGAAUUAUUGAAUUUAUUAAAAAAAUCUGACCGUGAAAAUAAAAAUGAUACUGGCGAAGCAAAUCUGAACAAAGAAGCAGGAGAUAAAAAUGAAAAUACUGGCCAGGAAGAAGACCUGAGACUCAAUUCUAACGCAAUUAGACAUAUCUACGGUCAAAUUUAUUCGAAUGUGAUGAAUGAAGGAGCUGUUCAUCCACAACAUAUGCCAUAUGGUGUUCCUCCUGUUGUUCCAGGAAUUCCCUUACCACCACAGUUUUUCCAGCAACAACCAAGUCAGUUUCAGCAGCAACAACAGCAACAGCAAGAACAACCAGAAGAAAUACCCUUCUCGCAACAGAACCGUGAAAAUGGUAGAAAUGACAGAAGUAGAGGAAAUAGAGGUAAUUACAGAGGUAACGGCAGAGGUAGAGGCAGAGGAGGCAGAGGCAGAGGCAAGCCAAAUUGA
Molecule: messenger RNA, 4203 nt
Organism: Debaryomyces tyrocola
Lineage: Eukaryota; Fungi; Ascomycota; Pichiomycetes; Serinales; Debaryomycetaceae
Source: the annotation of a GenBank genome assembly